AGCUUCAGAGGAGAGCGUAACGUAGUUUUGUCAUCACUUCAGAGAUACCAUACUGUUAUGGAUUUUGUGAAUCGAAGCCACUGCUGACGUAGUAAAUCUUUGACUUGACGGAAGUGAGUACGGUACGUGCCAGAAUAACAUCAUCGCCAAUUCGAUAAUCUUCAUCUUUAUCAUUAUUUAGCAAGUUUUCAUAUGAACAUCUUUUUUUGGUUCAUCUCAACUGCCAUUAUCAGACGAAGAGGAAACUGACUGAAACAAUGAUGAACAACAACAAUCAUUUAGUCAACCUGAAUCCACAUCUGAAGAAAUACGAUGAAGACACUCUGUUUCAUAUUGGAUUCUCAUCCGCACAGGAUAAUCUACCAGAGAUGUUUGGUGAUGUCAAGUUUGUAUGUAUGGGGGGCACUGCUGGUAGGAUGAGGAAGUACUCUGAAGCGUUUUCCCGUGAGCUGGAGGUAGAAUGGACAGAUUACACAAAAGGCGAGAGAUAUGGUAUCUUUAAAGCUGGCCCUAUCCUCUGUAUAAGUCAUGGAAUAGGAAAGCCUUCAGCAUCAAUUGUCCUCCAUGAAGUCAUCAAGCUAGUGAAUUACGCUGGCUGUCAAGACGUAGUCUUUAUACGCAUGGGGACAUGUGGAGGAAUCAACUGCGAAGCAGGAACUGUCGUUGUCACUAAUAAAGCUCUAGAUGAAAUGCUUAAACCUGAAUAUAACUUGCAUGUUUUAGGUAAGUUGAUCACCCGUCCCACCCAGCUGAGCCAAGAAUUAGCAGAGGAUAUUAUAUCAUGUAAGCCAUCCAGCAAUAACUUCAGCAUUAUCAGAGGGAAUACAUUGUGUACAUCGGAUUUCUUUGAAGGUCAAGCACGUCUAGAUGGAGCAUUCUGCCACUAUGAAGAGGAAGAUAAGAUGGAAUACUUGAAGAAAGUCAGAGAUGCCGGAGUAAGAAACAUUGAAAUGGAAUCAGCGGUGGUUGCUGGUCUGUGUAAUGCUGCACAAAUUAAAGCUGCUGUGGUUUGCGUAACUCUGUUGGACCGCCUGAAGACAGACCAGAUAACACUCACGCACGAUCAGCUUUCAAAUUACGAGAAACGACCGAUGGAUGUUAUUCUUGCUUAUGUCAGUAAGAAAUUAGGAAAGGGCAGAAAAUUAUAAUCACAAAUAUCUAUUUUAUGAUUUUUGUAAAUAAAGGGACAUAGGGAUAGAGCUUUGCUGUUAGGAUUUUACUCAGCUUGUAGAAAGAUUUAGUUCAUCUUCUGCUGACUAGUAAUUACAUAGAGGAAAUAUUUUUGUAAUAUGCACUUGUCAUAUAUGAAUAGUGGUUUAGUUUGUGGAAUAAGAACGUCAGCAUUAUUGUAUUCUCUGGUUGAAGACCUUGUGCAUUGUUGUAUUUGAAUACAUAUUUAUAAGACAUUUUCUAGCAUCAGGUAAAAACCUGUCAUAGUUGUAUUCUACAAUGUGCUGCUAAUUGAUAGC
This is a messenger RNA of Strongylocentrotus purpuratus (purple sea urchin), 1469 nucleotides long. Its product is annotated as uridine phosphorylase 2-like. Gene Ontology annotation, molecular function: uridine phosphorylase activity. The coding region runs from base 258 to 1148 and encodes 296 amino acids. The transcript is spliced from 7 exons. Gene Ontology annotation, cellular component: cytoplasm; cytosol. Gene Ontology annotation, biological process: nucleotide catabolic process; uridine catabolic process. Lineage: Eukaryota; Metazoa; Echinodermata; Echinoidea; Camarodonta; Strongylocentrotidae. The record is from RefSeq and is a predicted model, not a curated record.